This is a messenger RNA of Pocillopora damicornis (cauliflower coral), 1403 nucleotides long. Its product is annotated as carboxypeptidase B. NCBI's taxonomy places the organism in Eukaryota, Metazoa, Cnidaria, Anthozoa, Scleractinia, Pocilloporidae. Gene Ontology annotation, molecular function: zinc ion binding; metallocarboxypeptidase activity. Gene Ontology annotation, biological process: proteolysis. The record is from RefSeq and is a predicted model, not a curated record.
CUUUGAGAGCACUUAACACUCUGAGAAGUUAUUACAGAUAUUUCCAGGUCAACAUGCGAGGUGCCCGAGAAUUCGCUCUCGUUCUUCUAUUCGCUUUUGUUUUCAGCGAGCCUGAUUCAUUUGAAGGGCAUAAGCUGUACCGCACUUUUCCCAAGAAUAAAGAUGACGUAAAGUUCUUGGAUAACCUUCUCAAAUCAGGAGAGGAUGGCAUUGAUUUUUGGACAUAUCCUUCUGAUUCUCUGGACCCUGUUGAAAUUCACGUCGAGCCUAUUGCAAUCCAAAAACUUGAAGGCCUUUUAAAUGGUGCUGGUAUUUCCUUCCAAGUUUCACAAGAGGAUGUGCAACAUGCCAUAAAAAAAGAACAGGCAACCUCAAGGGCUUCAGGAUUUGACAGCAAAUAUCACAAGCUGAGAGAGAUUCACUCUGAGAUACGAGCACUGGCCUCGAGACAUUCUGAUGUGGCAGGAACUUUUAGCUUGGGAAAUUCCUAUGAGGGCAGAGAGCAACUUGCUAUCAAGAUUCUAAAAGGCUCUGCGGCUAGCAAAAAAGGUCUGUUCUUCUUCAACUGUGGAAUUCACGCAAGGGAAUGGAUAAGUCCAGCUACUUGCAUGUACAUGAUACGACAGAUGUUGGAAACUCGAAACUCCAAUGCCGAUGUUCGGUUUAUGCUCGACAAUUACGAGUGGGUAAUUCUGCCAGUACUGAAUGUAGAUGGAUAUGAGUAUACACACACUGGGAAUCGCAUGUGGAGAAAAACGAGACGCCCAAAUAAGGAUGGGAGUUACGGAGCUGAUCCAAACAGAAAUUUCAAUUAUCAUUUCGCAGGAGUUGGAACUUCACAAAGACCAAACAGUGACAUAUAUACUGGAGAGCGACCAUUUUCCGAGACAGUGACCUACAAUGUUGGGAAAUAUCUAUAUGAGCGUAGAUACGAGCUGAAGGGAUACAUUGAUUUCCAUGCAUACAGUCAAUUGUGGAUGAGUCCGUGGGGAUACACCAAAGCGUACCCCCCAGAGUACGCGAGGAUGAAAAAAGCCAUGCAAGCUGCUGUCAAGGCACUCACAAAUGUGUAUGGAACCAGCUACAAAUAUGGACCGGCUGCCAUAACCAUUUAUCCCACCACUGGUGACACAACUGACUGGACAUUUGGUGUCUUAGGAGUGGUACAUUCCUACUGUGUAGAACUCCGCCCAAAAACUUACGGUCAAGGGGGAUUUAUACUUCCCCCGGAUAAGAUUAUCCCCGUGGGGCAGGAAACAUUUGCAGGUUUAAAGGCCCUGACGAGAAAUAUGUAAACAAGAACAAGUGUUAAAUGAGGGAAUUUUUCCUGCUGUGAGUUUCGUCUUUAAAUUUCCUAAAAAGUUUAAUGGUGAAUAAACUACAGAUCAAGAGAAAAGUUUAAA